This is a messenger RNA of Pleuronectes platessa (European plaice), 9320 nucleotides long. It is a transcript of the gene adcy9a, whose product is annotated as adenylate cyclase 9. Lineage: Eukaryota; Metazoa; Chordata; Actinopteri; Pleuronectiformes; Pleuronectidae. Gene Ontology annotation, biological process: cyclic nucleotide biosynthetic process; adenylate cyclase-activating G protein-coupled receptor signaling pathway; intracellular signal transduction. Gene Ontology annotation, molecular function: adenylate cyclase activity. The coding region runs from base 218 to 4663 and encodes 1481 amino acids. The transcript is spliced from 12 exons. The record is from RefSeq and is a predicted model, not a curated record.
AGAAGGAUGUUCACUUCAGGAGGGAGAAGGAGUGAUGACAGUGUUUUUACCGCAGCUGGAGAGAGAGCCGGGAUCAAACCCAGAGCCUCGGAGGAGGAGGACGCAUGUGAUCCCACGCACCGCGUCUUGUUGCCUGAGCGCCAUCAGAAGAUAUUAUUAAUAUUCCCCACACACACACACACUCCAACCAUCGUCUCCGCGUCUCACAGCAGUCAACAUGGCCACUCUGCAACAUCACCGGCAGCUUCUCGUGCGUGGCACUGAAGUCAGCUGUGACUCCAGCGGGGAUGGCGCCGUGACCGUGCGAAUUGCCAACAGCGCGCCACCCGCGCACCAACGUGAUCCACUGAGGGCAGUCAACAGUGGAGGAGGAGGAGGAGCUGGAGGCUGUGUGGCUGUGAGUAAAAGGAACCCUGACCUCCACAAAUACAGCAUCUCCUCCAGCUGCAGCUCAGCAGAGUCCAGGCCUGCUGUGACCUCCAUUUCCAGGGUGCAAAGGAAGGCACCGCCUUUGUUCGAACGCUCUGCUGCACAGUGCUGGGACCCCAAGUUUGACUCCCCGAUCCUGGAAGAGGCGUGCCAAGAGAGGUGCUUUCCUCAGACGCAGCGCCGCUUCCGCUAUGUCCUGUUUUACCUCGCCGUGGCUGCUGUACUCUGGGGGGUUUACUUUGGGGUCAACAAUGACCGCUGCAACCCCAUGCUCUUCCUAGCCCCCACAGCGUCCUUCUUUGUUCUUCUAGUGCUCUUCUUUCUGUUCACCUUCACCCAGCCUUACACAUGGCUGUACAACCAAACCUCUUUGGUCCUGAUAGCGGUCACCUUCGCCAUCACCUUAGCUCCACAGAUACAGACUGCUGGUUUCACUGAUCUGGAGUGGGCUGGCGGUGGGAAUGCCUCAUAUCGCUCACAAUACGAACCAGCACAGCCUACAAUCCACUGCAUCUCCCCUGUAGGCACCUUUUCCCUGUGCAUGGAGGUUUUGCUAUUGUUAUACAGUGUCCUCCAUGUCCGUCUGUAUGCCUCUGUGAUGCUUGGGCUCCUCUAUUCUAUAUUUUUUGAGGCAUUAGGAUGGCUGCCAUUGCUUCAAAGGAGUUAUGACACUGACAGACGGGGAACAGGGACAGAGGGUUCAGGUUCUGAUUGGGAAGGAAAUACACUCGGCUGGCUCGGCCCGGCCAAAGCUCUGCUUCACUUGUGUGCUCAUGUCAUUGGCAUCCACCUGUUUAUCAUGUCGGAGGUUCGUUCCCGCAGUACUUUUCUCAAAGUGGGCCAAUCCAUCAUGCACGGCAAAGACUUAGAAGUGGAGAAGGCCUUGAAGGAGCGCAUGAUUCACUCUGUGAUGCCACGACGAGUUGCAGACGAGCUGAUGAAGCAGGGUGAUGAUGAGGGCUGCGGCGAGAACUCUGGCAAGCGUUAUUCCUCCGGUGCUUGCUCGGCCUCGGCCAUCUCAGUGGGUGGUGGAGGAGGCUGUGGAGUUUCACAAGCCCAAAGUACCACAAGCCCCAAAAAUCACGCUCACAACAAUCACAAACGCAAGAAGACCUCCAUCCCCCGUGGACAGAUCAUAUUUAGGCCCUUUAACAUGAAACGCAUGGAGCCUGUGAGCAUCCUCUUUGCAGACAUUGUGGGUUUCACCAAAAUGUCUGCCAACAAGUCCGCCCCGGCCUUGGUGGGCCUUCUCAAUGACCUGUUUGGCCGUUUCGACCGGCUCUGUGAACUAACCUGCUGUGAAAAGAUCAGCACCCUGGGAGACUGCUACUACUGCGUGGCAGGGUGCCCUGAGCCCAGGCCGGACCAUGCCCACUGCUGUGUAGAGAUGGGCCUGGGCAUGAUCCAGGCCAUCGACCAGUUCUGCCAGGAGACGUGUGAGGCGGUCAGCAUGCGUGUCGGCGUCCAUACGGGCACUGUGCUCUGUGGGAUCCUUGGAAUCAAGCGCUUCAAGUUCGAUGUAUGGUCUAAUGAUGUUAAUCUGGCUAACUUGAUGGAGCAGCUAGGUGUGGCGGGCAAGGUGCACCUGUCAGAAGCCACUGCCCGAUUCCUGGAUGACCGUUACCAGAGCGAGGACGGGCGGGUGGCAGAGAGAGCUGGCCAGAGUGUGGUGGAGAAACUAAAGGGGCUGCAGACCUACCUGAUCUCAGGGAGGAAGUUGGAGCUCGAUGUGCAGUGUGGCUGUCCUCAGGUGGGACUGCCUGGUGGGGACUUUGCCGCGGUCGGCCUGUCCUCCUGUCCUCAGCCUCACACACCAGACCUCAUCCCUGGGGGAGCGCAGGCUCCAGAGCUCCUUCUGCCACACCAGCCACCAGACAGGAUCGGGCCUCCCUGUGUGUCCCGCAGCGUGGCCUUGUCUGCGGGAACAGAGCAGGGCGAUGAUGUGACUGUGUUGAAUGGCUGCCAGGAAGAGCACAAGACAAGUAGUGCCAAGUUCAUCCCAGGUCACAGCCCCCGGGCGGCCAACGGCCUCUUGAGUCCCCCACUGGACGACCCAGUGCGGGCCAGCCAGAGCUCCUUGUGCGACAUGCUUCAGGAGAAAGAGAAGAAGACCAGCACCAGCACAGGGACUGGCACCAGUCUAGGCAUGGCUGGAGGCACGGGGGCAGCGGGUCCAGGUAUGGACCACUCCGCUCUGAUUCAGCUGCGUGCCAAGAGCUUCAGAGAGAAGAGCGACGCCCACUUUGUGGACGUUAUCAGGGAGGACAGUCUGAUGAAAGAUUACUUUUUCAAGCCACCCAUCAACAAGAUCAGCCUCAAUUUCCUAGAAAGAACUCUGGAAAAGGCCUAUCGCAGCAGCUACAAGGAGGAGGUGAAAAACCAGGCUCAGGUGCAGACGUUUGCCAGCUCCACCUUCAGCUCCUUCCUGGACGUUCUCCUCAGCUGUUUUGUCUUCCUGGCCCUGACCCUGGCCUGCUUCCUGCCACCUCUCGUGAGCCCGACCAGUGUGGGCCCUCCAGCCCCCGCAGCCUUGGCCCUGGCUCCCCUGGCCGGUCUGCUGGAGCUGGCCUCUCUGGUGCUGUCCAUACGUAUGGCCUUUUAUCUGGAGGAGGUGAUGAACUGUACCCGCUCCCUGCUCCUGGGGGUCUCGGGAUGGAUUCCCCAUCAUGUGAUUGGGGCCGUGUUAGUGUCCCUUCCCGCCAUCUCUGUCUUAUCCCACCUCACGUCCAGCGUCCACCUGCCCCUCCAGGUGACCAUGUUCCUGUGCUGUGCCACCAUCCUGGCCAUCAUCCAGUACUGUAACUUCUGUCAGCUCAGUUUCUGGAUGCGCUCGGUCCUGGCCACUGCGACGGGGGUCGCUCUGCUGCUGCUGCUGUACAGCCCCUUACACAGGUCCGGUAAUAACAACUUGCCAGUUCAUGGACUGAACGUCUCCACAUCGAGUGAUGGCGUCUCAGAAUCAGGCCCUGACCCUCUCCCACGACCUCUCGACCUUUUGGUCCCUGAGGCCGUCCUGGCUUUCUUCCUGCUUCUUCUGCUGGUAUGGUUCCUCAACCGAGAGUUUGAGGUCAGCUACCGGCUCCAUUACCAUGGCAACGUGGAGGCUGACAAACAUCGCUCCAAGAUCCAGAUGAUGCGCGACCAGGCCGAGUGGCUACUGGGCAACAUCAUCCCCAUCCAUGUCGCUGACCAGCUCAAGGUGACCCAGAGCUACUCCAAGAACCACGACAGUGUUGGGGUGAUCUUCGCCAGCAUUGUGAAUUUCAGCGAGUUCUAUGAGGAGAGCUACGAGGGCGGGAAAGAGUGCUAUCGUGUCCUCAACGAGCUCAUUGGAGACUUUGACGAGCUCCUUCGCAAACCUGAAUUCAAUAGCGUGGAAAAAAUCAAGACAAUCGGCGCCACCUACAUGGCGGCGGCGGGACUGAACGUCCAGCAGCUGGCUGAGAACGAGGAUGACUCUCCGCACGCACACCUGAGGGCCCUCUUCGACUUCGCCCUGGAGAUGAUGGGCGUCCUGGACGACUUCAACAAGAACAUGCUCGGUUUCGGUUUCAAGCUCCGUAUUGGAUUUAACCACGGGCCACUGACAGCCGGGGUGAUCGGCACCACUAAGCUGCUCUAUGACAUCUGGGGAGACACGGUCAACAUCGCCAGCCGCAUGGACUCCACGGGUGUUGAGUGUCGGGUGCAGGUGAGCGAGGAGAGCCACGCUAUGCUUAGCGCCAUGGGGUUGGAGUUUGACUAUCGAGGAACUGUGAAUGUUAAGGGCAAAGGUCAAAUGAGGACCUUUCUGUACCCCAAAAGUGGGGAAAGUAUAUGUCAAGAUUGCAUGGAGCAGGCUAGGGGGGAAGGACCCUCGUCCGUGGCAAUGUCCGCCAAUAAGACUUCAGGAUCUGCUCCCCAGGCAGCAGGUUCUCCUCCCUCUUCGUCCUCUUCUUCUCCUCCUCAGCCCCAAAGCGCUGUAAGGCCUUCAGGAACAGAUCCUGAGCCUGUCCCAGCUCUGUCUGCAGAGAUGAGGGAGGAAGGAUAUAGGGACGCUCCACAGCUCCAAGGGCAGCCGACUGCCACAGACAUUCACCCCCCUCCCCUCUCUGAACUAGACCCAGAAGCUAGUGCUGCACAAAUGCCCUCCCGGGUGCAGCCUGCUCCUCUCGCACUUCAAGAGGAGGAGGAUGAAGAGGAGGAAGCCACUGAGCUGUCAAAACUCAACGAGGAGUUUUAUGCUCGUCUCUGAUCCCUUCCUCUCCCCUGUCUCCUGUCUCCUGUCUCUGAUCUGCACCCCUGGACUGAUUGCAGGUGCGGGGCAGGAAGUCCCUCCCAUUAGACAAAGUGUCUUCAGCAUGGUUGAAGAAGAGGGAGUUAAUCACGCCAACACCAACACUGGCCACAUUGGUGAUUAACGUGGCCAAUAACAUCUUUUACAGGAAUGUUGCCUGAGUGCUGGGGUGGGUUAGACCUGUGUUGAGCACAGCAGUUUAUUAUGGAGAAAAGGUUGAAAGGGAUUAAGAGGGAAAAGAAUACUUUUUGGAGAUGUCGUUGAUGUUUUUUCUUUUUUUUGUUAUCAAGUGCCUUCAGGACUAGAAAAGUGAACAAACAAAUAUGAAUGCUGAACAAAGGUUUAACAAUCUUAGACUACGGAAGAUGCUGUGGUUUCUUACUCCAUGCUCUUAUUUUCAAUGCAAGUAUUUCUUAAAAUAAUCAUUAUGGUCAUGGCAUAUCAUUUAUUCAAACUUGAUCAAAGCCUUGACCUUACACUUAAGGGAAAAAAAGAGAUUCUUUAUAAGUGCCAGUGCAGCGUGAUGGGCUGAGCAGGAAAACUAAGGGAAGAAUGAGGGACUCACAUGAAGCAGUGUUAAUUUAUGUGUUGUGCUUUGACAUGAGGGCUUAAUACUUUAUUAAUUUGUCCUAGACUCAAAUGCUACAAGGCAAGCUGCAUAGAUUUUAGUUUGUGUAGCAGCUAAAUGCACAAUUUAAGCACAGGUCUUGCACAGUUUUAUCUCUACCACUUGUAUUUGGUAGUUAUUACCGGGAGAAGGCUUUUAAGAUGUUUUAACAAGAGUUCUUGUCUUUCACAACAAGUACAAUGAAAAGCACAAAAUCAGAUAAGGGAAUACAGUUUUGGAAGAAAAUGUGAUUUUUUUUAAGUGAGUUCGUAAGAAAAGUAGAAAGGCACUUUAAUUAUGCUUUAGGGGUUAUUCCACAUUUGAGUAACAGACUCUCACCCCACAUAGAACUGAGAGGUGGCCGUAAAAAUGUAUGUUAGUCUAAAAAAACAAAACAGAUGGCAAUUGUGAUCAACUUUAGUUAAUGCUGGUUAAAUUAGAUUUUGCUGAAACUUAUUAAACCAAUCCUGCACUAUAAUCUAUGAUGGAGUAUCCCGGUCAUAUUGAGGAAAAACAAAAUAAAUGUCAGAUUUAGAGAUUUUUUUAAUAUUACAAGGACAAAGUCAUAAAAUAAUGAAAACAAAGUCGUAAUAUUAUAUGAGUACAGCUGUAAUUCAAUGGCAAAUAAGUCAUAAUAGUAUCAGAAUAAGGGAAAUUCAGCAGCAAGGAGAACCUGUGCUCACUGGAGUUUCACUCCUUCUGGAUCCCCAUCUGGAUCACUUAUCUCACAGUUUCUAGAGAAACUACAAAACUCACACAGAUGUUACCAACGUUAUCAAACAUUUUCCCCUCCACAAAGGAAGCAACGUCUGAGUGAAUCUUUCUUUGGUAUAAACACUUUCUCACAAAAUCUGUUCAAAGUCCUGAUACUUGAGAUAAUGUGGUGCUGACAAAAGAUUUAAUAUUUUAAUAUUUGUGAAAUUUAUACUGACGUAUAACUUAACAAGAUGCUUCACAUUUCUCAUUUUAACACGCUAACUAAAACCACACACUGAAAUUCUAUAUUUUUGUUGUUGCAAAAAAAAAUCCAAUGAAAAGACCAAAACCAACAAAGUGUGAAUGCAUCUCUCAACACUCCCUGACUUUUCCAUCCUAGUAUUUUGGGGCAUGAUGACAGGAACGACAUGCAACAAAGGUGCCUGGACAUCAAUGAACUGGGGGAUGCUGUGGUUUAUGGUGAGCAGCACCUUAACUCAUAGGCCACCAGGGCAGUACAUUUUGAAUUUGCUGGGGGACUAUUUUCAGUGGUGGAUUUGCUGUGGCAGUUGGUAUUUAUGGCAGCAGGACAGUGCAUGUGGGAUUAAUUUAAAAUAAACGACUGACCCCUUAUUUAGUCAAGAAGGGAGCAUGUCUCCCAUCACUAACAAUGCACCUUAGAGAAUCGAGAUAUAUCAGCUUUGGACACAUUAAUUAGAUUAGAUUUCUUGGUAGUUUAAGGUAUUUUCAAAGGGAUACAAAGAGAGAAUGUGACCAGACUUAAACUUUAAAACCCACAGUGGGGUGAGAGUUUGAUACCCAGAAUAUGUUGAGGGUGGAGUAGGCAUUGGAAGUGAAUUGUGAGGGACAAUCACUGGGUAGUUCUCGAUAAAUGACAGGGUGGUCCACGUUGCUCUUGGUUGCAUUUUCAAAGCACAGAUCAGUUACGGCCUUGGUCUCUUCUGUAGAUCCUCAGACUCAAAGACAAUAAUCACGAAGAAUAAAAGACAUCAUCAUCGGUCCGUCCAGUACUUCAGAUUUACUCAGUAGCUCAGUAUUGUCUGCCUUUGGCUGUGUGAUUUGUCGUUGAAGGGGUGGGACGUUUCACUCUGACCCUGUUAUGGCCCUUCAUUGAGGGGAGCCUCUACUGUAACAAUAUACUUAAUUUUUGCCACUUUAAUUGAGUGAUCUAUAGGUGCAGUGCAACCUAAAGUAGCUGAUUGUUUUGUGGUGCCUAAAACUAUGACUGUAUUUUUUGAGUACUUUGGUUUUCAGAACGUUUUUUUUAUCAUGCUGUUGUCAUAAUGAGAGUAGAUUAUGAUUGUAUGUUUGAUGAAAUGAUGCUUGUUGUGCAGGUUUUUCUGCAUUUGAUUGGACAAAUUCCAUCUUCUUUUUGCUCUUUUCCAGUUCCUUCAUUCUGUCAUUAACUGGCUGCCUGGAACAAUAUGGUGGUGUUCCCAUUGAAAACCUGGCACACCUGAAGCUCUCUUUGCUCUUCUACUCACUUCAUGCUUUGUCUUUACUCCUAGAAAACACUUGUUUCCCCGUGUGUGUGUGUGUGUGUGUGAGAGAGAGAGAGAAAGAUAUUUAAGUUUUACGCCAAUUCAAAGUCAAUCACUGCCAAGUAAUCUCUCAUGGGUGAUGCAAAAGGAAAAUAAUCAAUAUCAUAUCAACUGUAUGGCCUCUAUUUAACUGUGAUUUUGAUGACCCUGCCUUAUCCGUAGAGGAUUCACAAAUUUGCAUUCUUUGAAAGGGAGAAGAGACAAAUCCUGAAGUUUGAAAUUUGCUAAAUGAUCCUGCAAACAUGGACCACCACCAUAGUUUAGGGACAGGUCAACAUUUCAGCUUUCAAUAAUCUUCCUUUUGAAGCAAUUAACACACGCAUAGAUACAAAGAUAGAAUUAAAACGUUCAAAUAACUCUAUUUAUGUAGCCACAAUUUAAUCUGUAACGUAAAGAGCAUCCUUGUUUUCCUCUGCCACUGCGCACUAUAAACAUACACAACCAAUGCCUUUCGAAUUAUGGAUAUGUCAGCUCUGAUUAUCUGUAUCAAAUAAUCCUGAUAACCCCAGUAGCAUAAAAAUCCAAAGACGUUUCUCUAUCGGAGCUGUCCCCAGAAUAACACAAAAAUAGCUUCAUCAGAUCUGCUCUGCAAAAUCCUUUUCACUGCUUUAAUUAGCGUUCCAAAAAGCACAUCUCUCACUCCGCUAUUAUAAUGCAUAUUGUCACCAUGCUCAUGCCUAAUUAAUCACAACACACAUGGUAAUGGAAACAAAUGAGAAUCCCAAGUAUUAAUUGUGAAGGAAGGUUUCUCCCCCGCACACACAUACACACGCACACGUUUUACAGAUUACCCUUCUGCCUUAAUGUCAUGAGAUAAUCCUCUGGGAUUUUCAGGCCACUGCACUGUAGCUGUCCAUAUAUCAGAUACAAUCCAUAGUAGAUUUGAGGUGUGGGACUCCACAGGUUGAUGGGCACACCACCUCUCCAACACAGCGCACAUCUGUACACACGUAUGAAUAAAAUAUUACAGUGAACACUGCUGGCUCUGUGAUCUGUGGGGGAGGAGAAUGCGUUCUUGUUCCCAUGAGUAUGAAUGGACAAUUUUCUUGUUUGCUCGACACACUACAUUUUAGCUCGAUUCUGUACCAUACUCAUAAACUUUCAUUUAAUUUCCGUGUCAUUUUGCCCUCACUUAUGUUGAACAUUACACGCAGGAUUCCUCCAAUCCCUAAUUUUGGGUUGUUUGGACGUCGUCCCUCUCUGACUGUGUGUGUGUGUGUGUGUUACCAGGUUUAUUUUAGAGGGAAAGAAGUGGACCCAGAAGUCCAGUGCUAUGUUUUGGGGGGGAAAUGCAAUCAAUUUAUCAGCUGAGUGCGUUGAGGAGAAGUUAAUUCAUCCCGUUUUGUUGAAGAAGUGCGAUUCUGCUCUGUGACAGAAAUUCAAGAGAGAAGCAUAAUGGAAUAUAGUGUUUAAUUAGCACUAAAGGCGUCAAAUCAAAAAAUAGUGCCGCUAUUCACUAAAAAUACAGAAUGUGUUUUUAAUUAAACUGGGACAAAAUUUAGAUGAGUUAUUUGAUUUUAAAUCUUUGUAUUUGCUUUAUGUUUUUGAAUGAGAUGUAUUAUGUAUGUUUUGUGCACAUUACCCAUGUAUCAUUUAUCAACACAUGAUCGUAAUCUGUACACAUUUGCACAAAGCACUGUGUUUGUACAUAUGCAGUUAUUUUAUGUCACAUAUGAUUUUUUUUUUAUACAUGUGCAUGUGUCAGAUUUUGCCAGAAAACAAUGAAAAGAGACACAUAUUAUCAAACUGA